CAUAGGUAACGUCUUCAGUUUAUUUUUCAACCCUCUUCUGAACGGCCGCGAAAUGAAGGCAACUAUAUUUCGGUUCUGUUUGAUGGUGAUUUCUGGAUUUGUUCUAACAGAAGCGUUAAGUCCUCUUCCGGAAGGUAGUUCGUACGCACUGAAAGUAGCACCGAAGGAUACUAGUCGUGAAAUCGAUCAAUCGUAUUUCCUUCCAAGAAAUACCGUUCCAUCCCAUUACUUCAUCCAGUUGUUCACCGACGUACAUAAAAAUGAUCGAACCUUCCAAGCAACGACCGAGAUCUACUUCGAUGUACUGGAGCCGACAAGCACGGUGACGAUGCAUCUACAGGACCUCGAUAUCCAAUCGACGGAGUUAUUCAAAAUCAAUGGUUUAGCAGCUCCGCUAUUGAUCGACAAUCCAAAAUUUACAAUUGACACCCGGAUUGAACAUGUCGUAUUUUUAUCUAAAGCAGAACUGUCCAUUGGAAAGUACAUCCUGAAAGUCACCUAUUCCGGAGCGAUGUUGAACUAUCAGAGCGGUUAUCUGAUAUCCACCUACCGGAACAAUGCCAACGAAGUUAAUUAUGUUGGAUCGACCCACUUCCAGGCAACUCUAGCUCGCCGAGUAUUCCCUUGUUACGACGAACCGGACCUGAAGACAACCUUCACCCUCUGGAUCACAUACGACAAAAAUUACAACGCAGUGUCCAACAUGUUGAUCGCUUCUAUCUACCCAGCUGCCGACGAGUCCUAUCUGGUGACCAAGUUCCGUACCACGCCAAAGAUGUCGACAUAUCUGCUAGCGUUCGCAGUUACAAAUUUUGUGGCACGAAGCGACGGUCGCCAUCAGAUUUUAGUCCGUCCGAAUGCCAUUGACGAUUCGGCCUUGGCACUUGAAGCCGGUACGAAGAUACUGGAUACGUUGGAUAAGUACACGGGGUUGCCGUACUACGACUACAUGCCGAAGAUGACACAGAUUGCUAUUCCGGACCGUGGCACAGGUGCGAUGGAAAAUUGGGGUUUGGUUGCAUAUGGAGAGCCGGCACUGCUGUUCAAUCCAGCGGUCAACAGUUAUCGCAGUCGUAAACGAGUGACUACGGUUAUCGCGCACGAGUUUACCCACCAGUGGUUCGGCAACCUAGUGAGCCCCCGAAAGUGGGAAUAUAUCUGGCUGAAUGAAGGAUUCGCCACCCUGUAUGAGUAUUAUGCGACUGAUAUGGUACUGGAAUAUAGGGAACUGUUCAAUGUGGAAGUUGUACAGCGAGCAUUGGGUUUGGACGCCUCCGAAAAUAUUCGACCGAUGAAUCAUCCAGCUGCUUCGCAGGAUGAAAUAUGGCACCUGUUCGAUAUCAUUGCCUAUCAGAAAUCCGGCAGUGUCCUCAACAUGUUCCGUCAGGUGCUGGGCGAUGAGAACUGGCAGUUAGGACUACACAUCUAUCUAAAUAACAGGAAAUUGAGUAGUGCCACUCCUGACGACCUGUACGACGGGCUUCAAGCAGCUAUCGAUGGAAAGGGCGUAAUUCCAUACACUUCCACCGUCAAACAGUUGAUGGAAUCGUGGACAAACGCUGCGGGAUACCCUCUGUUGAACAUCCGUCGAAUGUACAAUACUGGCGAGAUCAUCAUCUCACAGGAACGUUUCCUCGCGGAUAAACAUCUCCCGGGUGACCACAUUUGGAGUAUUCCCUACAAUUACAUUGAUCGUAGUAGUCCGAAAGCCGACGAAAAGAGUCGUAUUCAGUGGUUGACAAGCAAAGCUUCCAAGUUGUCAACAAACACACCCAGCAACCAGUGGAUCAUUUUCAAUCGGGAACAAUUCGGCUACUAUCGAGUGAACUACGAUCAGCACAACUGGGAACUGAUCAUCGAUGCUCUUUUUGUAAAUCCACUAUCAAUCAGCCGCGCUAAUCGUGCCCAGUUGGUCGAUGAUUCCUUCAACCUAGCCCGUUCCGAUCGAUUGGACAUGGGCGUGGCGCUUAAGCUGCUGACUUACUUACGUUACGAAACCGACUACGCUCCGUGGGCCGCAGCCAACAACGUACUCAAUUACUUCUACGACAAACUUCGCGGUACUGCUCACUAUCCCAAUUUCGUGAAAUUCGUUGAAGAAAUCACCGCCGUAGUGUACAAAACUCUUCAAAUCGACACGGUUUCCGACGAGGAAUCCACUCUACACAAAUAUCUGAAACAAAUUAUCUCCAACUGGGCCUGCCGAGUUGGCAACCAGGACUGUCUGGACAAAGCAUAUGCCGCUCUGCGAACGGAAGUCGACGGUGGAACCGUCGUACAUCCGGACGUGGCAGCGGUUAUCUAUUGCCACGGGUUACGCACCGGAACCUACAAGGAACUGUCCUAUCUACUCCCGAAAAUGGUUGAUUCCCGGAACCAAGCCCAGCGAACCGAUCUGAUUGCAGCACUUGGUUGCUCGAAAGAUGAAAACAGUGUGAAAGCACUUCUAACGGCUAUUCAGUUACCGAACGUGGUUUACCUAUCUUCGGAGCGAUCACAGAUUGUAAACGCUAUCGUAGCAGGCGGCCGUGAGGGUAUUGAUACAACAAUAAAUUUUCUAAUGACAGGGAAUAAUGCCAGGCAGUUGUUGAGCGUUCUCGGUGAGGGUACAUUUAACGAAAUUAUAUCGGGCAUUGCUUUACGAACCAACAGUGCCACGGAGCGGCAGAUGUUGGAACAACUGUUGAUGACGUUGCAGGAGGUGAUUACUGCAGAAACGGCAGAAAAUGCACGGGCGGUGGCGAAAGCGAAUGCUGAUUGGUUCAACAGCUUAGAGGGAUUGAUAACUAUUGAAUUUUUCGAGAAAUAUGAAAAUAAUGUAUAAUUAUAGGAAAAUAACAAAUGUAAUUCACAGAAAAACUUUUCUGUUUACUUCAAUCGAACGACCUGAAGUCAGACCAGCCAAAUUACGCCACCAUUCUGUGGACUUCCCAUAGACAUAAUGAUAAGAAUAAUCUGCGAAGCGAUAUAAACAAUCAAAUUUGAAAUCGAUUACCUUUAAAAUUCA
This is a messenger RNA of Topomyia yanbarensis, 3007 nucleotides long. Its product is annotated as aminopeptidase N-like. Gene Ontology annotation, cellular component: cytoplasm. Bases 53 to 2824 code for a protein of 923 amino acids. The record is from RefSeq and is a predicted model, not a curated record. Gene Ontology annotation, biological process: proteolysis; peptide catabolic process. NCBI's taxonomy places the organism in Eukaryota, Metazoa, Arthropoda, Insecta, Diptera, Culicidae. The transcript is spliced from 4 exons. Gene Ontology annotation, molecular function: metalloaminopeptidase activity; zinc ion binding; peptide binding.